AUAAGUAAAUACAAGAAUGAUUACUCCAUUAGUUAGAGCCUUAGAUUUUUUGGUUAGCAAAUCUAACCACGCUCAGUUUAAAAGAUAUACUUUGGAAUGGUUAGAAGAUACUGAAAUUAGUUUUCAAGUUGACUUACUUAGAGUGUUGCUUUGCAUCAGAGAUCCAACAACACAAUUACCUACUGAAAUAAAUAAAAGCAUAGAUGAAUUUCUUCAAUUUCAGUUAAAUUCAAAGUUAUUAACUGAUGCGAGAACCUUAGCUCCUAAAUUCAAUCUCAACAAUAAAAUUAUUUCAGUAUGGAAAGGGGACAUAACAACUCUUUCAAACGUUACUGCAAUAGUUAAUGCAGCAAACUCACAAAUGUUAGGAUGCUUUCAACCAAGUCAUAGAUGUAUUGAUAAUGUAAUUCACAGUGCUGCAGGUCCCGGGUUAAGAGAUGCUUGUUACAAAUUAAUGGAAGAGCAAGAUUUUCGUGAUGAGCCAGUCGGUACAGCUAAAAUAACACCGGGAUUCAAUUUGCUUGCCAAAUACGUUCUUCAUACUGUUGGGCCACAAAUUAGAAGAGGAGAAAUUCCUACAAAUGUUGAGAUCCUGCAGUUGAGACAAUGUUAUUUGUCAUGUUUAAACCAGUUAGAGAAGUUAGACGAUAAAGACAAAUCAAUUGUUUUUCCUUGCAUCUCAACAGGGUUAUUCUCUUUUCCGGCUGAUUUAGCUUGCGAAAUAGCUAUUGAUACAAUUACAGAAUACUUCAGUCAUAAUAGUCAAAGCUCAAUUUCUGAAGUUAUAUUUAAUGUCUUUACCGAAGACGAUUGGGAUUUGUACGAUAAUAAGAUUAAAAGCUUAAAAUUACCUCAAGUAGUAACUCCGAUCAAAGCAUCACCUGAAACUUCAGGAAAUUUUCAAAUAGCUAAAUCAUGGUUAAAAAGCUCCAAGUAUCUUAUAAUUAGUGCCGGCGCAGGGCUCUCUGCUACUGUUGGAUUAGACUACACAUCUCAAGAACUUUUUGAUGAACAUUACACCAAUUUCAAAAAGUAUGAUCUCGACAGAUUGUAUGCAACUAUUGGCCAUAAUUGGCCAAACCAUUUGAUUGCUUGGAGUUAUUACUUCCAUCAUUAUGACUAUAUCUCUAAAUUUCCGAAAACCCAAACCUAUCAACAGUUACUAAAUCUUACAGAACAGUAUGAUGAUUAUUUUGUAGCAACUACAAAUGCAGACGGAUUCUUUUUUAAAAAUGAUUUUGAUCUUCAUAAGGUUUUCAAUCCUCAAGGUUCAUAUGAUUGGAUUCAGUGUCUGAAUAAAUGUACUCCAGAUUCAUAUACAAGAUUUGGACCUAUAGUUGAAAAGGUUAAACCAUUCAUUGAUCCUAAGACUAAUUUGUUACCAGAUGAAUCAUAUAUUCCUCACUGUGAUCGAUGUGGAGCAGAGAUGAUUUUAUGUUUAAGAGGUGGUAACUACUUCAAUGAUAAACCAUUUACGGCUGGUAAACUAGGCUAUAAAAGUUUCUUAAAUAAAAUUAUUAAAGAAAAUGCUCAAGCUACAAUCAUAGAAUUAGGGGUUGGAUUAAAUACUCCUUCCGUUUUGAGAUGGCCCAACGAAGAACUCGUAACAAACCAUCCCAUCAACUUCAAGUUAAUCCGUGUAGGUUAUGGACCCUCUGGUUCUAUCCCAUUAGAACUCUUCAAUGAAGACAAAGCUACAGUAAUUCAAGGUGAAAUAAGUAGUGUUGUAGAUAAGUUAUGUAAUUAAGUAUGUCAUAUAUAGAUUUUUUCGAGUGCAUCACAAUUUUUUUUUUUUUUCAAUUGUAGAUGAAAAAUAUA
This is a messenger RNA of Scheffersomyces amazonensis, 1818 nucleotides long. RefSeq lists its product as uncharacterized. The coding region runs from base 17 to 1747 and encodes 576 amino acids. Lineage: Eukaryota; Fungi; Ascomycota; Pichiomycetes; Serinales; Debaryomycetaceae. The transcript has a single exon. The record is from RefSeq and is a predicted model, not a curated record.